Molecule: messenger RNA, 1032 nt
Organism: Symbiodinium sp. CCMP2592
Lineage: Eukaryota; Dinophyceae; Suessiales; Symbiodiniaceae
Source: the annotation of a GenBank genome assembly
AUGGCUACAGCAAAGAUGGCCGACGUGGUUAGGGGUCUGAUCAAGGUGGGUGAUCUCGCAGGUGUGCAGCGGGUGACAGAACGCAGCUGCGACUGGUCCGAGCUCGAUAGCAAAGCCAAGCCACUUUUGAUAGACGUCAUGGAGGCUCCUUCUGGCGAGUGGGAGACGCGGGCCCAGAUGCUGGAUUGGAUGAUCAAAGCAGGAGCGGACCCGCUUAAAGCGUGUCCGGCCGACAAUGUAAAGUGUUGUGUCAUCGUUAUAGGCCGAGAGCAUGAUGACGAGAGCAUCAAGAUUCCGUACAAGGGGCACUGCGCAACCACAUUCGCGUGUGAGGUCUUACAGGCGUUGCAGAAAUCAAAACAUGUUGCGGCCUCGGAUGUGAAAGUGAAGGCAUUCAAAGGCUACUUGGACGUACUUACCAGAGCCACACCUAUGCCCAAGCAGGCCAACGUUGCGAUUCCGCAAAGCAUCGUCGACAUGUGGGAGUCAAUACGACAGAUGACACCUACGCACAACGUGGUUUUUGAAACAGCAGAUGACGACGUCUCGGCUCACGACCUCAUUCUUGUUACAGCCUCACCUGUCUUGAAGGCCAUGCUGGAGUCAACCAUGAGUGAAGGCUCAAGCAAACGCAUAUCUGUCAAGGACUCUUCAGGUUCUGGAGUGCGGCUGCUAGUGGACAUGCUCUAUACAAGCUCCACGCGUAAUGAGCCUGACUACAAGACAGUGCUUGUUGCCCUGGACUUGGCCCACCGCUGGCAGGCAAACGGCAUUGUGCCGGUGCUUGAAGGCAUCUUGCUGGAGAUGGUUACUGUCGAGAGUUUUGUUGCCAUCGCUGAGGCUGCAAUGCUCAAGGGCUUGCAGAAACUGCAGCAGGCAUGCAAGACUUUUGCCGCCAACAACAGCCAGAUGAAGACCAUGCUAGAGAAGGGAACCCUUCCUGUAGAGGUGCGCAAGCUGCUGGGAGUGUCGGCGGACCCGCCGCCAGAGGGAGGACUGCAGAAGAAGCGCCGGACCUUCACUGCACCUUGA